CGUCCCUCUCUCAGCUGACACGGUCACAUGACACGAAGGGAACCGAAACCAAAAAGCAGAGAGACGGUGAAAACAAGAUGGUUCCGUGUCCUGUGCGUCCGUGAUCGCUCGGGAUAGCUCACCAGCACAGUCACUGUUCAUAAGCUGCUCGUAGCGAGAGGAGAGCGAGUAAACAGGUCACACGUGUUCAUGAGAACAACUCAGAGACACAGACCUCCAGAGAGCGGCCUUAUGUUGCGUGCACGUUAGCUAGCCAGCGAAAAUAUUAGCUAACUGAGCGCAUGCGCGUGUUAAGUAAAGGGCAGCCACAGUUUCCACAGGCGAGUCACAGAAACUCAACUUUGAAGUUUCCAUUUGGAGACGCGGGUUUAGUUGCGCAGCUCUUUAGCUCCGUGUGUGUUAGCAGGUAAGCUAGCUGUGUGUGAGACCAUGAGGCUGAGCGCGGUGCUCGUGUGUGUGUGUCUGCUCUGGGCUGAAGGCUCGCGGGGGGACACACCUGCGAACUGCACCUACGAGGAGCUGCUGGGGACCUGGGUGUUCCAGGUGUCCAGAGGAGGACACGACCGCACCGUCAACUGCUCCACUCAGGCUACAGGGGAGAGCGCCGUGACAGUGAACCUAGAAAAACUGUCUGUGGCCACGGACGAACUUGGGAACACUGGCUUCUUCACCAUCAUCUACAACCAGGGCUUUGAAGUGGUCAUCAAUGGCUACAAAUGGUUCGCCUUCUUUAAGUACUCUGAGGAGGGCUCUACAGUCACCAGCUACUGUGACCAGACCCUCCCAGGGUGGGUCCAUGAUGUCCUGGGAAACAACUGGGCUUGUUUUGUAGCAAAGAAGGUGAAACCAGUGCCACCCCGUGUAGAUUACAAACCACUUUUCAGCAGCAGGCUGCUCCAGAAACCUUACAAAAACAACAUGGACUUCAUUGAUUCCAUCAAUUCAGUUCAGAGUUCUUGGAAGGCUGUGUCCUACUCAGAGCACGAGACGUUCACUCUUCAGGAACUGCACCGAAGAGCUGGGGGACCCGCCUCCCGUAUCCCCUUGCGUGUGCGCCCCAUGCCUGUGAGCGCUGAAGUUGCCAAGAUUGCUGCAGCUCUACCUGAGCACUUUGAUUGGAGAAACGUUGACGGUGUAAACUUUAUCAGCCCUGUGCGAAACCAAGCAUCAUGUGGCAGCUGCUACGCCUUCGCCUCCAUGGGGAUGUUAGAGGCUCGCAUCCGAGUCCUCACAAACAACAGUGAGACCCCCGUCUUCAGUCCGCAGCAAGUGGUCUCCUGCUCUCAAUAUUCUCAAGGUUGUGACGGUGGGUUCCCAUACCUGAUCGGGAAGUAUGCGCAGGAUUUCGGCAUAGUGGACGAGUCAUGCUUUCCGUACGUUGCAAAGGACACUCCUUGUGGCAUUCCUAAAAACUGCGUCCGCGCUUACACGGCAGAGUACAGUUACGUCGGUGGGUUUUAUGGCGGCUGCAGUGAGAUGGCCAUGAUGUUGGAACUGGUCAAGAAUGGACCCAUGGGAGUGGCGUUUGAGGUCUACGCUGACUUCAUGAACUACAAGGAGGGCAUCUAUCACCACACAGGCCUCUCAGAGCGCUUCAAUCCCUUCGAGCUGACCAACCACGCUGUGCUGUUGGUGGGAUACGGCCGCUGCCACAAGACCGGGCAGAAGUACUGGAUUGUCAAGAACAGCUGGGGCACUAGCUGGGGCGAGGACGGCUACUUCCGAAUCCGCCGCGGAAGUGACGAGUGCGCCAUCGAGAGCAUCGCAGUCGCAGCUAAACCUAUCCCCAAACUGUAGACGCAGUAAAGUCAGGAUGGGAGGAGUGGGUGUCCUGAAGUGGACUCUCAGUAGCACAACUUUCUUGAUCUGGUUUCAAUGUGUGCUCCAGAGGUUGAAAUUUUGAAGCUAAAUCUUUAACUUUUUUGACAUCAUAUGGAACGAUGUCUCAUUUCUCUUAUCCAACAAGCAGAUGUCAAGAACUAAUGUGCUUAAAAACUGCUCAGCAUUCAAAUGAAAAAUAUCAAAGUGAAAUAAUCCUCCAAAAAACAAAAGUGGCACAUUUCACAAGACAAAGUGUUUUAAUAUGUUCUUUUUAAAGCCUAAAGCAAGACUUUUGAGCCAGAUUAUUCUUAAGUCAAGUGUCACAUGUUUACAUGUUGACAGUGGAUCCCAAUGAUUUUAUUGUUUCUGUGUUUAUUCUGGAAAGAUGGUUUAUGGGAAUAACAUGUAAAAAAAAAAAGACAAGACAAAGUUCAGUAUUAUGCUGUGAAAGCUUCAUUUAAUAAGAGUUGGAAUUAGGGACACCAACACUUCUGUUUUAUGGUUGAUUUUUAAGUGUUGAUGCAUGCAGGUCACUUUUCACUAUUGAACAAUCGCUGAUUCGCUGCCGAUUAAUAAUUUAAUUCAAGCUUUAACUGCCGAUGCAGACUUGGAAUCAAUGCAAUCAAUGGAUCGGUACAUACUUAGUACUACAUAGUGAUGAAUCAUAAGAGGAUAUAACAUUUCAAGGCAAUUACCAAAAUGUAGAGGUGGAUUUUUGUGUUUGUCAGGUGCAGGACCUUGUUUGUUAGUAUCAGGGAAGCUCAGGGGAGAACUGCAGUAUCUUCAAUUCUUGCGUCAAAAAAUUGUAUUUGUGGAACAUUUAUAAGGGAUUUCAUUUCAAAGGGAUUCAUCUGGAUGUAGUGCCUUUGAUUCUGCCUCUUUUUUAGCCUUGUUUGAUUGAAAGCAUGUGUUUUACAUUGUGUUGUGAGAUUUGCACUGAUGGAAUAAAAGAAUUUCGUGAA
This is a messenger RNA of Paralichthys olivaceus (Japanese flounder), 2783 nucleotides long. It is a transcript of the gene ctsc, whose product is annotated as cathepsin C. Gene Ontology annotation, cellular component: lysosome. The record is from RefSeq and is a predicted model, not a curated record. NCBI's taxonomy places the organism in Eukaryota, Metazoa, Chordata, Actinopteri, Pleuronectiformes, Paralichthyidae. Gene Ontology annotation, molecular function: cysteine-type endopeptidase activity.